UUUUUUUUUUUUUUUUUGAAGGAUGAGGAUGAUCAAGACAAUGGGAAUGACCAAACAAAUACAAAAGACAUCCUGAGUAAUACGUCCAACAGUGGACCAGACGAAGUGGACAAAGACAGAUCCAUCAGGACCAGUUUAUUUUGUGCUGACAUUCAAGAAAAUGAGGAAGACCUGUCAGAUUCUGAAUGGAACAUGCUUGAUUCUGAAGAUGAAAAUUAUGUGGACAGAGAAGACUUGAUGGAGGGCAGUACUAGUGGAGAAAACACAUCUGAAUUAUCAGUGGGAAAUGAAGAUAUAGCCGUUACUGGUGACAAGCCCUUGUAUCCUGGUGCACCUAUUUCAAAAGGAGAAAGUGUAUUAAUGCUGAUGUCCUAUCUGUUGCGGCACAAUUUAACAGGCAAAGCACUUACUCACUUACUGGAAAUGUUUAACACAAUGUUUCCAGGUCUGAUCCCAUCUUCACAUUACCUUUUCCACAAAGAUUUUGGAAGUUCAUCUAAAUUUGAAGUUCACUUUUAUUGUGAAAGUUGUUUAAAAUACUUAGGCGUCAGAGGAGACUGUCCCUCUCAGUGUGACACUUGCAAUACAGAAUUUGAUGCCAAUGCAAACCUUAAGAAUGGAUUCUAUUUUCUUGUGUUGCCCCUGCAUGCACAGAUUCAGCAGCUUUUGCAAGAAUAUGGUGUCAAUCUUAAUGAAAAAACUAGAACCUGUGGGGUUCUCUCUGACAUACAGUCUGGUGAAGAGUAUCAAAUGUUAUGUGACAGUGGAGUUCUUGGAAAAGAUGAUUUGACGCUAAUUUGGAAUUGUGAUGGCGCACCAGUGUUCAAAAGUUCUAAAUGCAGCAUUUGGCCAAUUCAGUGUCAGGUAAUUGAACUGGAACCAGAAUUGAGAAAAAGUCACAUUUUGAUGUCAGCGUUAUGGUUUGGGCCAAGUAAACCAUCCAUGCUAACAUUACUAAAACCAUUUGUUAAAGAAGCCUUAUCAUUAGAGACUGAAGGUAUUGACUGGCAAGACACACAGGGAAACCGGCAUGUUUCUAAAGUGUUUGUGGUGGUUUGUAGCUCUGAUUCAAUGGCUCGUCCAAUGCUUCGUAACACAAAGCAGUUUAAUGGUUUUUAUGGUUGUGACUUCUGUUAUCACAAAGGUGGUAAAUCCUAUCCAUACGAUCAACCUGAACCCACACUUCGAAAUGAAAGAGAUCAUUUCAGUCAUGCAAUGUCAGCUUCAGAUAAUGAGCCAGUUUGGGAGAUGCUCCUGUCCAUUCUCUUCAAUGUCAGCAUCAUAUCAGUGACCUUUGACCCCUGCGAGUAUUUCCUAUUCUGCGGAGGUAGCGAUGGCAAUAUUUUUCAGGUGUCUCUCUGCAGCACGAAUUUAAACCGGGAUAAAACCUUCCAGAUGGACAGCGACGGCAAUCAGGUGUUUAAUGAACACAGGUCAUGUGUUUUUGUGUCGGAGCCCAAAGUGCAGUCAGUGAAAUGA
Messenger RNA from Carassius gibelio (silver crucian carp), 1479 nucleotides. RefSeq lists its product as uncharacterized. Bases 193 to 1479 code for a protein of 428 amino acids. NCBI's taxonomy places the organism in Eukaryota, Metazoa, Chordata, Actinopteri, Cypriniformes, Cyprinidae. The transcript is spliced from 6 exons. The record is from RefSeq and is a predicted model, not a curated record.